ACCAUGGGUUGUUGUUUUAGUAAAGAACUCUGUCCACACAAAAACAUUAAGACCAGUACAAAAGGCACUACAUCAGAUGAAGAAACAAAGAAAACAUCCUCUUCAGAAAAUAUCCCAGAUAUCCACGUGGGUGAAAAAAUCUCAAACCCAGAGAAUACUUUUGCUACGAAGCAAUCCAUUUGCUGUGCAAGGCCAGAACCUACUCAUGUGUUUUUUGAAAGACCAAAAUAUCCUUCCUACCACAGUAUGGAUGAUACAAACUGUGUACAAAAAUCAAACCGAAGCAGGUCAAUUAACUUUUUCAAUCCUAUAAAUUAUGCAUGCAAAGUCUUGGCCAAUUAUGAAAAUCUGAAAACGACUGAAGUGGAAGAAGACUCUGACAAUGUUAUUAAACCAGAACCCUGUUCAGUGGAUUCAUUGAAAGCCCAAGAUGCAGAAAUACAGACACAGAGUGGCUGUAAUUUGGCUGCUACAGAUUCGCAACAUGGAUAUGAUCAUGCUGCUUUAGUUCACGUGUCAUCAGUUACAGAACAAAUCCUGCCUGAUGUUCCUUCUUUAAAAGGGAAACAUUUGAACUGGACCCACAGCAUACUGGAAAACUCAUCAGUACCUAUACAGGAAAAGUCUGUAGCUCUUUUAACCGAGGACAAAAGUCUGCUGAACAUGAGUACACCAAGAGAAUGCACAGUUAGAACCUCAUGCUUUCUAGGAGAUGCAGAAGGUAGUGAAAUGAGACACUCACGGACUAACAAGUUUUACAGUAUUUGUGUAGUAGAUGAUGAAGAUAUCAAUUUAGAGGAUAACUCUGCUUUAUCUCUUACUAUUAAACAGUAUGAUAUAAGUCUUAAAGACUCCACUGCUAUUCCUGCAGAUUACACACUAGACUUUAGGGAAGACCCUCAUGCUAAUCACAUUGAAUCAUUAAUUGCUGGUUGUCCAGAAGUGUUAUCUCAACCCUGCUUUACAGAUAUUUCCUCCUCUGGCACUCAACUUAAAGACUCCAUCAGCUUAUUGUCAGGUUCACCUGCUGGCAGUGAAACGGAGCAAACAAAUUUGUUGCCUUAUACAAAUUUAUUGGAACAUUCUACAGAUGUGUCCAUUGUUUCAUCUGUGUGUACAACUAGCACCCAAGAGGAACCUGUUACGGAACUUGCUGCCGAGCUUGUAUCAGAUGAGCUAAAUAAACAUACAGACAAUGAGUCAAAGCAAUUCUCUCCUUUCAUUGAACCAUCGCAGACUAAUCCUUAUCAAGAAGCAGAAAAUAUUUGCACUAGCCAUGUUUCAGAUCUGACCAAUAAUGCACUGGGACUGGGAAAUUAUCCAGAUAAUCCUAUGCAGUGCAACAAUGAUCUCCCAAGCAAAAAAUCUUCACAACACGUUCUCAGAGAUGACCAUGAUUUGCCAGAAGAAAACUGGGACCCGCAGACAUGUGGGAAAAAUGACAGUUCACCUGUUUUUAAUGAUUUAGAAAGUGAGGAUCCAGUAAAUAAACUUGCAAACCAUAUUUUCCAGUACACAGAGGAAGACACCUUGAUUCAAAAAAAUGUGCAUGGCAGCACAGGACAGCUUUUCCUUAAAGCUGCCUUUACUGAAAAUGAUGAGAUGUUAAAUAGUUUUCCUGAGCAAACCACUGAACUGGGGACCAUAUUAUCAGAUGCAGACGCAUGCAGUGAUAUUACUGCAGAUAAAUCUUUACAGCAAUUCAAUGAAUUGUAUGAGAAGUUUGAUUCGGUUGUUCAUUUAAAUAACUCGUUUACGUUUGAUCCUUUAGACACAGAGGAAUGUAAAAUAAAUACAGGCUUCUCUGUAGUGCACCAAGUUUACAAUAGCUGUGACGUUCUCUGUGACAACGCAGAGUUAAUAGAUUUUGAAAGGGAGCAAUCAGGUGACUGCACUGGCAUUAUUAGACCUUUAGACACUUGUCUAUUGCUUGAGGAACCUUGCUCCUUAAAGGAAAUAUGCCCACACGCAAAAGAUGAUUCUGAGACUUUAAAAUCUGAUGUCCUUCCCAGCAUUUUAUUGCAACAAAACCUAAAAUCUCUGGAAUCUGGUUCUAGUCUAUCUGAGGCCCGAAUUAAAAAAGAUUCCUCAAAUUCCAGUGUUGAAAUUCCGAAUUUCUUAGACACCACACCUACUAUACUAGGAGGUGACACAGUCGGCGACAUUGAAUAUUUUAAUCUCUCCAGUAAUGCUGACCUGAACUGUGAGCAUAGAGAAGCAGGCUGCUCAGUUUAUGAAAAUGUAGCCAUAAAAUAA
Molecule: messenger RNA, 2256 nt
Organism: Pelobates fuscus (common spadefoot toad)
Lineage: Eukaryota; Metazoa; Chordata; Amphibia; Anura; Pelobatidae
Exons: 3
Coding region: 4-2256 (750 amino acids)
Source: RefSeq, a predicted model, not a curated record